AGUCCAGGUAACCCCAGCCGGAGCACCCGUAAAAUAAUCAAAAAAAUCUUCGUUCUUCACACCCGGGAUUUAUUUUUCCCCAAUUCUAUAAACAACUCGACAGUCGUCCAAAAGUUGAAAGCAUAAGAAAAUAAACAAAUGGGUUGCGGAGCCAGUACAGCCCAAGGCGCGACCGCCAGCGGUCCCGGCGCCGUCCCGGCCGCCGCCGCGUCCGCCCCCGCCCCAAAAGCAGCUGCAGCCCCCGCGGCAGCUGCGAAGAUGACCGCGUCCGGUCGGGACCCCGCGGUGUUCCUCGCGUCGGUCUUCAAGCAGCUGGACACGAACAACAGCAACGAGAUUGACAAGAAGGAGCUCCGUCGCGCGCUGGCCGCGCUCGGGCUGAACAAGGAGAAGGCGCAGGAGUUCAUGGACAAACUCGACCCGGAGGGCGGCGCCUCGGUGUCGGAAGCGAAGUGGAAGGGCAACAUGUUUCCGGAGCUGCAACACGCGAUCGAGGCGAAGCUGAACAACAAGAACCGCAUCGAGGGGUUCCGCCCUUUGGUGAACGCCGAGAAGGUGUUUGCGCAGAUCGACCAGGACCAUUCGGGAGACUUGGACAUGGAGGAGAUGAAGAAGAUCUUCGGGGACAUGGGCAUGACGGCGGACGAGACGGAGCAGAUCUUCAGUAAGAUGAACGUGGACGAGUCGGGAAAGAUUACGAAGGAGCAGUUCAAGGCGGGCCUGGACAAGAAGCUGCUCCAGCACUUCUCGAAGCACUUGAGUGACGAGGGAUUGGUCAAGGACCCGAAUUAUCCGCCGUACGGCCUGGCCCUGAACGUGCAGACUCUCCCGGACUGGAUCAAGCUGGGGUGCGGCGACAAGGAGUACUACUGCGAGGAGAAGGGCGCGACCUUCCCGGGGGACAAGUGCCCGGACCAGCUGCCCGACCUGUCCAACCACGGCAACCUGUGCGCGCUGGCGCUGCGCGACCACCCGGAAAUCUACGAAAAGUACAAGAACGUGACCACCCCGGGCGGGGUGUCGCUCGCCAAGUGCAUCAAGACCGGCAUCGACAACCCGGGACACCCGCACAUUCUCACCUGCGGGCUGGUGGCAGGAGAUGAGGACUGCUUCACCACGUUCAAGGACCUGUUCGACAUCGUCAUUGGCAAGAGGAACGGCGACUACCCGGCCGACGCAGUGCACACGACAAACAUGAACAUCGACGAACUCUCCACGACGAAGAUCGACCCGACGGGAAACUACUGUAUGAGAGAACUACUUUUAGAUUGUUGAUGUGUAUGACUAUGUAUGAUCACACUCAUCAUCAUUUCGUUACACCUUUGCCAGCAGUUAUUCAUCUUUGGUUCGUUUGCAUACACUGCUCGACAAACUUAACUAACUGAAACUUUCUACCCAUAAAUCAAAGCGCGCAAACGAACCCUCAGGCCUGACCACCCGGUGCCGCACCGGUCGUUCCGUCCGCGGUCUCCCCCUCCCACCCGCGUGCACCUUUGAGGAGCGUCGCGAGACCGAGCGCGUCUGCGUCAAGGGCCUGAUGAAGAUGGAGGGAGAGCUGAAGGGUCAGUACUUCCCGCUGAACGGGUCCAAGUCGAUGGACGACCAGGGGAUCUUUGGUAUGUCCGCGGAGAAGGAAGAGCACCUGCGUAACGCGGGCAACCUGUUCCAGGAGCCGGAUUCCACCCUGCUGCUCUCCUCCGGCUGCGGCCGCCACUGGCCGGACGCCCGGGGCAUCUUCCACAACGACGCGGAGAACUUCUUCGUCUGGGUCAACGAGGAGGAUCAGCUGCGCAUUGUGUCCAUGGAGAAAGGUAUGCAGCUCUUUUCUUUUUGAUAUUGAAUCGAUUCCAGCUCGAGAAAGAAAACGAGACGAAAGUAUUAUCGUAUGAUAUCUACUUUUCGAUGACUGUGUAUAACAACUACUACUACCAGGUGACAACAUCCACGCCAUCUUCACGCGGUUUGCCAACGCGACCAAGGCGGUGCAGGAGUGCCUGAAGUCCGAAGGGUACGACUUCAUGCACAGUGACCAUCUGGGAUACAUCCUCACCUGCCCGUCCAACCUCGGCACCGGACUCCGCGCGGGCACCAUGGUGAAGCUCCCGCUCUUCUCCGCCCGCCCGGACUUCAAGGACAUCCUGAAGAAGAUGAAGCUCCAGGCCCGCGGCACCGCCGGCGUAGACUCCGCAUCCACCGGGGGUACCUGGGAUAUCAGCAACGCCGAUAGGCUGGGGAUGUCCGAGGUGCAGCUCUGCAACCUGUUCAUUGAGGGCGUCGCACAGGUCAUCAAGUGGGAGCAGGCCUUGGAGGCCGGUGAGGACAUCGAGGCCGAGGUGGCUGAGGCAAAACCUCUGGGAAUCUAGAUGGAUGGCAUGUAACAGUACUUGAAUGUAAGAACGAAGCUUUUGGGAUAAUAUCGACGGGGGUAGUUUUACCAAACUGUACAUUGUCAUGUGAUCAUUGUGUCAUUGAACGUUUUUUCCACAGAGCAUUACACUAGCCUGCUUUUUUACAUGACAGCUGGACAUAAUUUCGUUUGCAAUUAUAGGGACGUUCUUGUUUUAUUGGCAGAGCAUCCAAAUGAAUAGCGCCGUCGCGUUGGUUUCCAGUGGUAUGUCAUUUCAAUUGCGUUAUUUCGUCAGGUUUUUCCAACUGAUGGAUCUCGAAAAAAGUCGUCACACGAUUUUUCCUCGUACUCAGGACCCUAGAGUAGAAGCUUCCAUAUUUAUAGUACCACCCGCAUGAAAAUAUUAUUAUCACAUUCAUUGCAGCAUCAUUUCAGCAUGAGCAGUAACCGACCCACCAUGACACGCUUUUUUCGGAACAGCACACUAAUCCCCCAGUACGUCUUCGCCCCCAUUGAUUCUCGAUAGGGAAAUAUUAAAGCAACUACGGUCAGCGUAGUACGACUUUGAAAAUAAACAGCGGGCCCUCGCCGUUGCUGGCGCUGCCAAAGGGUAGCGCCAGGAAAAGCGACCAUGCAGUCGUGG
Molecule: messenger RNA, 2990 nt
Organism: Amoebophrya sp. A120
Lineage: Eukaryota; Dinophyceae; Syndiniales; Amoebophryaceae
Source: the annotation of a GenBank genome assembly